Molecule: messenger RNA, 1170 nt
Organism: Miscanthus lutarioriparius
Lineage: Eukaryota; Viridiplantae; Streptophyta; Magnoliopsida; Poales; Poaceae
Source: the annotation of a GenBank genome assembly
AUGGCGUACCUCCCUCCCCACAAGCGGCACCCCAGCACCACCGCCUCCACGUCCACCCCCGCACCCAACCCGCCACCUCCGUCCCUCUCUUCCUCCCUCCGCUCCCUCUCCCUCUCCUCCCCGCGCGGCCGCGGCCGCGCCGCCGGCGGACGCCACCCGCGCGCUUCUACAAAGAUCAUCCACGCCGCCGGCUGCAUCUCCCGUUGGUCCCCGCUACCGCCCUUCUCUCCUGGCGGCGACGACGAGGAGCACACCCUCCGCCUCGAGCCCUUCCCCUUGCUCUCGUCGUCGCCUCCACCCCAGGACAAGGCUCCUCCGGCUCCACUGCGUUGGCGGUCACCACCAUCGCCGAGAGGUUCCUUCCCGAUCUCCUUGCCGCCGCGAAGAGGACCAAGGUGGACGGCGCGCCUAAGGAUGAGUUGCGGUGGAUCGCCCGUCUCACUGGACACACUCCGCCAGGCAGCAGAAGCAGGGGAAGAUGGUUCCAAGAGCCAGUUGCGUAAAUCGUUCUACACCAAUGUGCCUAGUGAGUGUCUGGAUGAUAUGGAGCGAUCCAUGGUGAAGAGGAUGGGGCUGGAUUUUGAUUCGUCCAAGGAGCACUACCAUGUGAAGGUUUUUGACAAGAAUCAAAGUGAUUCUACAAUAUCUUGCAAAUGCACCGUGGAGGAAGAUGGUAGCCUUGCUAUCCAUAAGGUUGAAUUGAAUCAGGUACGGCACUUGGUGGAAGACAUAUCCUGUCUUUUCGAAGGUCUUGAUCUAAGGCUGAUGUUGUGUAAGAAAAGGAUCCUGAAAAACCUAGAUUAUGAAGUGAAAAAUGCUGUAAAGAGCUUGGUGUCUGCUGCUAUUAUCGAUCCUAAUGUGAAAGGGGGGAUUAGAUGGCCACUUGGAAAGGAGUCAAUCGGUGAGAGGUUCAGCAUAGUUGGGGUGUGGCACACGAACUACAAAGCUUUCAGAAAUGAAACCAUGAGGCUCAAGCUAAGGCAUGCUGACAGAUUCGAUCACCGGAGCUCGACUGGGGAAGUUUCCAAUGAAGUUACGUUCAAACUAACUGCUAUUUCUCGCAAACUGGAGGAAGAAGGUGAUCCAUUGGAGAACUCUGUGAAGGAGAUGCUGGAGUCUGCGGUCCAAAUGGUUUGGGACAAUGCGCUGAACUACCAGAUCGUGCCUUGA